Messenger RNA from Rosa chinensis, 5021 nucleotides. RefSeq lists its product as uncharacterized. NCBI's taxonomy places the organism in Eukaryota, Viridiplantae, Streptophyta, Magnoliopsida, Rosales, Rosaceae. The transcript is spliced from 2 exons. The coding region runs from base 3844 to 4431 and encodes 195 amino acids. The record is from RefSeq and is a predicted model, not a curated record.
UUCGUUUCUAACCAACUAUUACAUAAUACAACAGUGUUCCUGCACCGUCAACUUCUAAUUACAACCAGGGGCGGAUGUAAGUGGAGGACUAUAUGGGCUCUAGCUUAGACAGUUUUUUGGGCAAAAACUGUCUAAGUAUUGUUUCAGCUGUCUCGAGAGGGGUUUGAUCCAGCUAAACCACUAGAUGUCUUGGCCUGCUACUAUCGCUAUCGGUCUCAUUUAUCUGCAAAACAGACGAAGGUCAAAGGGAAGACCAGGUGUGCCAGCCUUCAACGCUCCGAUGCCUAAGUCAAUAUCGUUAUAAGAUAAUGAUAAUGGAAAGCGAUAGUAAACAGUUACCCCUUUGGGUUGUUGGAGAUGCCCUUAAUGUAGCAGAUUUGUGGGAGUCUGGUUUCGUUUCUUUCGGUGUGGGACGUUUGGGGUUCCCGAUAUCGCCCGAGGGGUAUCGGGCCCUCAGCUGGGAGCUUCAUUUACUUCUAUAUUGGCGAUAUGAGUCUUGUGCUUCCGAUACUUGUGCCUUGGAGGUUUAUGCAUACAAACAAGUCCCCCAAGUCCCCGGUCAAGAGUUCUCUUGGGUGGGAAGUUUGUUUUUGGUAGAAGUAUCAGAAGUGCAAGGCGAGUUCGUGUCACGUGGCUUCCGUACGACCACUACCCCCUAGUCCCCCAAGUCCCCACUUAAGAGGAGUCUUAGCUGGGGUGAGGAGAUCAUUCUCGCGAUUAUCAUUGUGUCGCUAUUGCGAAUUCGUGGUUUCAUGCGUCUUUUGGCGCAUAUGAUAUACCCUGGUGACACGUGUGCUAUUGCCAUUCGUUUUUCGUGUGCGGGAAGUCCUGUUUACUGGAAUCUGUAACAUGUAAUAAUGGCGUAGUGGUAAGGAGUCGAGGCGAUGACGCAUGACCUCUGUAACGCUCAGAGAUGUCGGACACGUGGUGAGAUCUGGUGUCGUCGUCCUUGCACGUCCAACGGUCCCUGUACUCUCGAGGUCCCUAUAUAUAGACAGAGGAGGGAGAUGGGGACGGUUAUUGUUCCUGUGUUUUGUUGGAGAUAGAGGUGAGUAAAGGUAGAGCUUUUAGUGUUCUGAAAGCUUGAAUCUUUCGUUUGGUGGUCGGAAUUUCGGGUUGUCGUCUUUGCUAUCUCUGUUUUCCGGUUGGAGGAGUGAACAAGUACGCUGUUUCUUGACUUUUCUAGGUUUCUUUCUGAGAACAUGUGUAGAGUGUGGGUAUGUUAAGGGGUCGUUUGCCAGAGGUGAGAGUUGUCUGUAGGCUUUAGGUCGUUAUGGGUUCGGUUAAUCUUUAGGGAAGGUGAUUUUUGGGUUUGGUCGGAUUUGCUGUUGCGGCGCCGGGCUAGGUUAUUAGAUUUUGAAAUUUUGUAGGGUGGGUCGGGGAAGGCGAUAGACGGGAGGCGAUUGACUAAUUGUGGGUAUCGCUCGCAGUAUGGCACGGGAGCAUCGUGGUCGCAGUAGACGAGAGGGUUCCUCUCGUGGAGGUGGUGAAGGAGUUUCUCGUGGUGGUGUCAGCGCUUCUCGUAGAGGUGGUGAGGGCGCUUCUCGCGGACGUGGCGAGGGUGCUCCGGGCAGAGGUGUCGUUGGCACUUCCUAAGGAGGUGGCAAGGGUUCGUCUCGUGGGGUCCCGAGUAGCGUUGAGCAUAUCACGGGCCCCGAGGCUUCCGAGGCCAAGAAUGUCGAGAUGUUGGAGAUUCCUCACUCGCCAGGUGGGCGGCUGCUCCUCGGCGAGAUGCCUAUUGAUCAGCAGGGUCCGAGUAUGACCAAGGAGCAGAUCGGUGAUAUGAGGGCGACUUAGGGUAUUCUGGGCGAUGUAUUGUUAUGCCCCUUGAGAGAGGGUGAGUGCUUAGGGGUGGGCGUGUUUUUAUGAGUAUCAGCUCAAGUGUGGGUUGACGUUCCCGAUACCGGAGGAGUUACAGUACUUGCUGUCGUGCCUCAACAUCUCCGUGGGACAGCUAUAGUCUAAUGCGUUGAGGCAAAUAAUGGGAGUUUUGGUGUUGUGGAAACUCAGCAGGCAACAAUGUCCCAGUAUUAGCGAGUUUAACUCGAUGUUCAAGAUGUAAUAUUCGACGAAGGCUAGACAUAGCGGGUGCAUGAAUUUUAGGGCACGGGGCCGCGAGAUUAUCGAGGACCUUCCGUCAAACAUUUAUGCUCGCUGGAGGGGCAGCCUUGCCUGGUUGGGGGUCGCUGGCAGAACACGGACAUGGUGCAUCGGGUUCCCACUCGUUUCCAGCCUAUAUGUGAGUAUCGUGAUUGCGUAUUUGGUGAAUUUUCUUUUGCCAUUGUGUGCUAAUUGCGUGUCUUUGUAUCAUAGUGAGGCAGGAGGCUAUCCUGACCACGCUAGAGCAGAAAAGUGUGGUGAGGGUUUUGGGCGCGUUCUCCAAGGGGAAGAGGGGGUUCUAUCGCAUGUGUAGGCUUCCAAUAUACAAGAGGUUUGAACUAGGGACCCGUCCGGGUGAAGGGCUGUUUCAUUGUUCAUGUCUGUUCAUUCAUUCAUUUGUGAUCUCGCUAACAUUAUUUGUUUGUUUUGCAGCCGAUAUGCCUAGCGAGGCUGCUAGCAAGAGUGAUGCUCCAUACGCUGAGGUGGAUACCGAUGUCAUUAUCAAGGAGUUGUUGUGAGAAUCAGAGACGGCAAAGUGGUGUGACGUCGAGCUUCCCGAUAAGGAGUACAUAUAGACUGGUCAUCGGGUGAAGAUGUUGCUACCCGAUGAGAUGUACCUUAGGUUUCAAGAUACUGUGCUGGGGUAUCUCAACCACCGAGCCGAGGAGGAGGCUGGUACUGAAUGCCAUGUAGCUCAGGGCCAUCAAGAGCGAGGUGCCGAGAUGGGGACGCAUUCUCGGGAGCGAGGGAGCUAGGCGGGUCAGCUUUCCCAGGCACUCGUUGAGGAGCGCCAGUCCCUCGAUAUUCAGGAAUGUGUAAGGCAGUCCCCCCAAGUCUUGAUGAGAAGGGUAGAGCGUGGCGCCGUGAAUCAGCCAUCGGAGCCGAUGGCUGAAGUGGAGAUCUCAGUCAAGGAGUUGUUUGAGGAAGCUGAAUGGCGUCAGAGCGACACCAGUGCCAGGGCUCGCUUGGUACAAGAUGCUGUUUUUGGUGGCGACAUUAUGGGUCCGAUGUCGCGAGACAUUAUUACUGUCGACAGUGGUGAAGUUGAGACUAGCCAAGCCGUUGGUGAUGCGAUACCGGUUGCUGAGGCUCCUGAAGUGCAACGGGAGCUUGGAGAGGGCGAUGUCAGGGGUACCCAGGUUGCCAAGACGAAAACCCCUGCCCAGGCUAGUGUACACACCAGGGAACACUUCACUAGGUUUGGCACUAUCAACUGAGGCCCGUAGGGAUACCUAGGUACCAUGCCAUGGGCCGGGUUCACAACCCACCGCGAUGGUGCUCAUCGGGGACGACACCACGGACACUCAGGGCCUCGGACCCGGCCAGCACAUUCCAUACAAGAAGACACCAGAAGGCAGAACUACAAAGAGAACCUACGUCCCAUAUCGAGGAGAAUGGAUACUCCUUUCCCAUGCUCUUGUAUAAGGAAUCAGCCCAACCACCCUUUCUGGGGUAAUAACUCAUUCAUUUACUAUUACUCGAUUUGUUUAUAUAUUAGUAUCUUACUCAGGCAUCGGAGAGGCAUAAACCAUCUGGUACGGUUUAUCCCUUUAACGCUGUGUUCCUGGUACAAGAUUUAGGGUACCCCAGCUGGUACAACAUUCUGUGUGAGGUACCCGGAGAAAGCCACCAGAAACAGCUAGCGAGGUGGAUGGGACCCAAGUGUCUGAUACACUUGCUCGCACUGAUGGAGCUGGGUCGAGGAAGAGGGUUGCUUCGCAGCUUUGUCUCGGGAGUCGCCCAAUGGGUGUUAGUGUUGAUAUCCGUGGAGGUAAGAGGGCUCGGGUUGACGGUGUAGCGCGCUCGAGAUCUAUAAGUGGGGGCUCUCGGGGUUCUCGCGACAAGGUUGCUGAGGGUCUCGCACGCACUCUUGGCGAGAUUUGGAUCACAGAUGGUGCCAUUUUGCAGAUGGUUGCCGAUUUGCGCAAUUGCCAUCGUAAUCGCAGCUGUGUGAACGCUAGGGACUCUCACCUCGGGUAUCGGGAGGCUCAAGAGAGGUUGAUGAGGGCUGUGAUUAUGAAUUAUCAAGCCUCCGCCGAGUUGCUUGCUCAUUUUGAUAGGGAGAUCGCCCGACUACAAGGGGAGUUGAAUGCCGAGAGGGAACAGGCACGCGAGCUUCAGGAUGCAUUGGACCGAGGCCAGGUGGAACGCGAGGAUAUGAGGCGAGCGAUUGACAAAGGGAUCACGAGAAGGAUGGAGUUGGAGCGAUCACUCGCAGUGGAGGAGUCCUGUCGUCAGGAGGCCGAGAAUGUUGUUGCCCCGCUGAGGCAGUCCAACCUGGACCUCACCGGUAAGCUGCAGCGGGCGGAGGUUGGCUUGAAGGCUUUGUAGCAGGUUAGGGCCCGGGUUGGCGAGGCUGAAGAGCGUCUGCAAGAGUUGGAGAGGCAAGUCCUGGAGCACGAUGCCGAGUUGGAGCUUCGGGGUGCCGCCUUGGAGAGUUUGGCUCCUUAUCCUGAUCGGGUUGUGGAGUUGGAGGGACAUGUCGAUACUUUGCAAGGGGAAAUUGACCGCCUGAGGGUCGUUGAACGCCAAGCUAGCGAGAGGGAGGCAGAGCUGGAGCACCUGAGGAAGGAGUUAGAUGAGCAGCGGACUCGGGCUAGUGACUUCGACUGCGUGCAACUGCCGAGACGCAUUUUGAUUAGCUCAAGAAGGCCAAGCGAGAUGGCGUGGCCAAGGUAGUGGAUAACUAUCUCUUGUCGCCCAACUUUCAGGAGAAGAUAAAUAAGGCCUUCUCGGAUGGGGCCCUGCACUCGAUCCGAGAUGGUAUCGCCGCUGGUUGGAUUGACCAAGAGAAGAUGGUCCGCAACAUGCAGGCGAAAAAGGCAGUGAGGUCACAAACCAGUGCCGCGAGUGGAGGCCGCGGAGGGGGGAUUGUGAUUCGCGAACCGACUACUGCUACUGAGCGUGCCCUGAGUCAGGCU